Molecule: messenger RNA, 369 nt
Organism: Guillardia theta CCMP2712
Lineage: Eukaryota; Cryptophyceae; Pyrenomonadales; Geminigeraceae
Exons: 1
Molecular function (GO): NAD+ poly-ADP-ribosyltransferase activity
Source: RefSeq, a predicted model, not a curated record
AUAUUAGAUGUUAUCUUGAAGGCUGGGCUUGACGAGCGGGUCUGCAGUCUGGGAGGCUUGUUUGGAGCUGGGAUCUACCUAGCUGAGAACUCGAGCAAGAGCGACGAGUACUGCACGCCAGACAGCCGCGGGAUCUGUCGUAUGUUUGUGGUGCGAGCUGUGCUGGGAUCGUCUUACGAGGCCAUGCAAGCGAUGAACAAUGUACGGCUACCACCAGUAAUGCCGGGCAGCGACCGCCUGCAUGACUCAGUGAUUGGUGUGACAAAGGAUACGCAUCCUUCAGCGUUCUUGGAAAAGUACAGGGAGUUCAUCGUCUACGACCGGCGACAGACAUACCCUGAGUUGCUGGUGGAGUUCAAGAGGGUGUGA